CUUGGCCCGGUCCCGCCCUUGGGGAAGAAUGGGCCCCUCUGUCCGGAGGCCCCUGAGACGUGCUGAGCAUCUAGACAUGGCAAAGCGCCUGCAGGGUGUGGGGUCUUCACUGCAGGAUCCUGCUUGUUCGUUUCCGGCGGGAGAAAUGCACAAUGGGGUCUCUAAGGACUGUUUCCCGCCACUGGCCCCAUUGUUGCCGUCCCCGCCUUCCUCCUGGGCCUCUCUAUUGCGUAAAAGGCUAGUGAGACCCUGGACAGACAAAGCCUUCGGCCUGAAAGCCCUUGAGUGAGGUGUGCCCUAGGUUUCUUAGGACCCAACCAAACAGAUUCCUGGGAAACUGCUCCAGCUCUAGUGCUGAGUGGGGUGGGAGUGGAGUUCCAGAAAUGCCUUUCUAUCCUUGCGUGACCUCCCUUUAAAGCUUUUCAUCCAUCAUCAGUCCCAAUGAACUAGUCACUGAGGCUGGGAAGGGGAUAAGGCAGUUCAGGGACCAGACCCAUGGUUCCUUGUCCCAGACUGUGCCAAUGAAGGUACCUGGUGGUGUCACGCCCUACGUAGGCCCUGGAAUCUCUACUUGGGGAUGUUUAUAGUCAGAUAACUUUAAUAACUGGAGAUGGACAGAGAGCAGCAUGCCCCUUUAACUUAGAGUGCUUAUGGAGUGGGCGGGGUGGUGAAGGUAAGAGAUCACUCCUGAAGAGCAGGCAGCGCCAUUUUCUUCCCCUAUCUGCCGCUGAACUGGCUCCUUGCUGUUUAACUCUCAUCUCCCCAAACUCCAUCGAGUGCUAAGGGUUUAAACCCUCGCCUUUCCAUCUGGUGAAGCCUUCCAGGUGGAAGGCAGGCCCAAAAGUGGAAGCAGGGACAGCAAGGAGAAUGGUGUGUAUGAGGAGGUGGACCAAAAGCAGAGGAACCUGGAAGUCCUGUGUGGAGACACCUCCAAGUAGGGAGCCCAGACAUCUGAGGAGCAGAGUGUGGGUGCCAGUGUCAGGUAAAAUUGCCAGGGCUUUCUGGGUGCUCUAGGUCUCAGAACACUGCCAGGAGCAGCAGACAAGAAUAGCUGUACCCAAGCAACCCUGUCUAGAAUUCAGUGUGUGGGAGUGUUUGGAUAAAGUUCUCCUGGUGGCCAGAUUCUGAGCUGGGUGGGGCAGAGCCUCUCUCUUCAAAAUAUGCAUGCUUCUGCUGCCUUGGGAUACCUAUCUUCCAGGUUGCUUUGGAGGAAAGGAAAACACUCUGCACCUGGGGGAUAGGGUAGUGGUCUUGGGCAUGCGCAGUUUGGAAGUCAUCACUGUCUCUGCUAGGGCUAGCAGAGGAGAAUCAGGCCAGGACUGAUCAUGGACAAGGAUAUUCACAGACAUUUAGUCUUUUUUUUUUUUUUUUUUUAAAUAAUUUUAAGUUUAUGUGCAUCAGCGUGAAGGUAUCAGAUCCCUUGGAAAUGGAGACAGUUGUGAGCUGCCAUGUGGGUGCUGGGAAUUGAACCCGGGUCCAUUUGGAAGAGCAGACAGUGCUCUUAACCACUGAGCCAUCUCUCCAGCCCCAGGCAUUUAGUAUUAAUGUGGGUGGUCGGUGUCCAGCAGCUUGACUGUUUCCAUGCAGGGCCUUACUAGGAGUCACUCAACCCUUUAUUUUUGAAGGAAGGAGACCUUCCGGGCUCCGGAGCUGUCUUCCACCCCAGGCUGGGCGAGCUGCCAGCACCCAGCCCCUCACAUCCGGCCCCCUCCUUCCACACUCACUAGAGAGCCAACAUCUGUCAGUAUCUGCCCGCCCCUCUCCUUCAACCCCAGGACACUUUCUAUUUCCCGCCUAAUUAUUGUCAUGGGGGGGGGAAUUGGGGGAGCUGGAACGAUGUCCUCUGCAGUUUGCCUCUGGGUUUUUAGUAGGCUCUCAAAAAAAGAAGUCUUGGUCAGCAGAAUUUUCCUGAAAGUGACUCUCCCAGUAUAGGCCCUACCCUGGGCUGCGGGCCAGGAGCAGUGAGGCCUCAGGGAGAUCCAGAGCUGUUGAGUGGACCCAGAAGCUGGCCGCUGUAAAUCUAGCCUAUCGCCUGGAUUAUCCCCGAUGCGAAACCAUCACCCGGAACCCACAGGAGGGGCCACGCCCCGCUGGGCGGAGAAGAAUGAGUGACGGACUGUCCACGCAGGCUUCUUCCACUUCCGGUGUCUGAUCGCGGCCUCCCUCUAGACUUGUGCGGUCGCGUCGCCGCUGGGGCUAGGGUCUAGGGUAGGCUCCAGGACAGAGCAUAGCUCAGGUCGGCUGCAGCGGUGAGGGCAGGCGCUACCUCCUGAGCUGAGUGUCUGUCAACCAUGGAUCACGACGACCCAGCAGAGGCGUUAACUGAGCUGCGCGAGAAGCGGGUGGGAUUGCUGGAGUUAUUGCAAGCGGCGGCAGGCUCUGGGCUCGCUGCCUACGCUGUGUGGGCGCUGCUUCUGCAGCCGGGCUUCCGCCGGGUGCCUCUGAGGCUGCAGGUGCCCUACGUUGGCGCGAGUGCCCGGCAGGUUGAGCACGUGCUGUCGCUGUUGCGAGGCCGCCCUGGAAAAAUGGUGGAUCUAGGCUCUGGUGAUGGCAGGAUCGUGCUGGCAGCCCACCAGUGUGGUCUCCGUCCAGCUGUGGGUUAUGAGCUGAACCCGUGGCUUGUGGGACUUGCUCGGCUGCAUGCCUGGAGGGCCGGUUGUUCUGGGAGUGUCUGCUACCAUCGAAAAGAUCUUUGGAAGGUGAGCCUCAGGGACUGUCACAAUGUGUCUGUGUUCCUGGCCCCCAGUGUGCUCCCUCUCCUGGAGGACAAGCUGCAAGUAGAGCUACCCGCAGGGGCCCGUGUGGUAUCUGGACGAUUCCCCCUUCCCACCUGGCAACCUGUAGCUGUGGUGGGCAAGGGCAUGGACAGAGUCUGGGCCUAUGAUGUCCAUGGUACUAGGCCAGCUGUGUCUUCUUGUGGGGUGCCUGUCAAGGCCAUCCCAGAGUCUAGUUCUACCUCCAUCUCUAAGGGCCCUGUUUGACAGGCUGGCUGACUGGAUACAAUAAAGACUCUGUGGGUUCAAUCCUGA
Molecule: messenger RNA, 3029 nt
Organism: Meriones unguiculatus (Mongolian gerbil)
Lineage: Eukaryota; Metazoa; Chordata; Mammalia; Rodentia; Muridae
Gene: Antkmt
Product: adenine nucleotide translocase lysine methyltransferase
Exons: 5
Coding region: 2292-2981 (229 amino acids)
Biological process (GO): positive regulation of proton-transporting ATP synthase activity, rotational mechanism; peptidyl-lysine trimethylation; regulation of mitochondrial ATP synthesis coupled proton transport
Cellular component (GO): mitochondrion
Molecular function (GO): protein-lysine N-methyltransferase activity
Source: RefSeq, a predicted model, not a curated record